UCUCUCCGUCCGUGUCGCUGUUCUUUCGUUGGUCAUGUCUCUGUCGCGGGUACCGGAGAUCCCUCGAGCCUUCGCCGAGUGGGGUACGGAGCAAGUGGUCCUGUGGCUGGAAACUCUUCAACUGUCCCGAGACUACGCCAAACAAUUCAGAGAUCACAAUAUCGACGGGCCGGCUCUACUGCGACUCAACCCGUCCUCUCUCAUCAGUUGGCCCAACAUAUCUUUGAAGUGCUUCACUGUCGGAGACACUAGCACAACCUUUUGGCCUGAAAGGAACUGGUUGGACUGCCAUGUAGAGUCAGUCUCUCUGGCUCUAUCUGAAAACAGUAGUUUGGGGAUAACUGACAGUCUGGAUAGGGUUAAACUCCUGCAGCAGAUAACGACAAUGCAGGCAGACCUCGCCUCACUCGGUGCACCGACUCGUCGAUGGAGGGGACUCGGGAAGUUUCGGCGCUACAGUGACAACACUCCAGUCUACCGCACACUGACUGCUCCACCUUCUAGAAGAGUCGGCACAGAGGAAGGGAAACCGCGAGGGUCAAUGAGUGCAUCACGAACUCUUUCGCGCCCAACGGUACUCGAUGGGUACUCGUCACAACAGAACAGAAUGAGAACUCAGUCGGUCCACUCGUUCUCUGGUACAAACUCAUCCACUUCCGGGACUCUCUACUCUGUGGCAGACGCGACCAGCUCCGUAAUCGGGACGUCCCAUUCUGAUAUCGGAGUGCCUCGUUCUGAGUCUGCACUGGCCCAAUCUCUAAGUAGGAUGGCGUAUUCCGACGUUGGUCUUUCUCCAACUAGGAACUCAGAGGGAAGAGGGGAAACUCCAGGUGUUCUGCUGCGACGAAGAUCGUCUCGGACCAAAGACAAAAAGAAGAGGCUCUCUAGAAGCAUGGAUAAGUUAUGGGAGGCACAACUGGCGGGUAGCCCCCUCCCAUUAGUGGCUGAUAGCCACAGUGUGCCUGGUCGUGGAAUGUCCCGAUAUCACAGUGCUGGUGUCCCGUUUCACGAUAGUCUGGCUCACCAGGAGAGCGUCUCCGUCCGAUUACACGAUGGUCCGUACCAUCGGGCAACUGCGUCUGUCCAGUUGCACGAUAGCGUCCCGUAUGACGAUGGAACAAUGAGGCUACACGAAAAUUCUCGUCUAGUGGAAAUCUUACAUGAGGAAAACACGACGCUCAAGAGAGAACUGGAAACAUACUAUCAGAGAGUCUGCAAACUAAUGAGGAUGGAGCAAGAGCUAGAGAGACUGAGGGAAGCUCAUCGACUUCUGGAAGAGUCCAACAGACGAAGAGAGAAACUGGAGGCAGCAAUGAGAUCUAAACUGGAGGGUGAAAUAGCUAGAUACAGAGCUGAGGCGAGUGAUGGAUCCGUGGAGACCUUGGAGAGAGGGUUAGAGAGGAGAGAGUCGGUGGCUAAGAGAAAGUUUCAGAGGGACAACAGCGGCGAUCAGCCACAGGUCUCGGAUAUCCACAUCAGAGCUCAGACAGACCAGGAAACUGAGGUGUACUCUCAGAGAAUUGACAGACUCAACGAACACCUGCAGAGUCUCCAGCUGAUUAGUCUGAAACGAGAGGAGCUGGAGAGGCGAGUGAGGACCCAGCUGCAAGACGAGAUUCGAGAGCUCCGAGGAAGAGAGGGUGGGGCCAAGGAGGAGGGAAAGGGAGAGGAAGAGGGCGGGGCUACAAACUGGGAGACGGAAGUAACAGUCUUACAAGCCGACCUUGCCAAGUGGGAGCAGAAAUGUACAGAACUAGCGGCAGAGAAAGAGCUUGCAGUUGAAGUAGCUUUGGCCCAGAAAGAGAACUACAUCAGUCAGUUGAAGACAGCACUGGCAGGAAAGGAAGUGGAAGUGAGAGAGCUGAUGGAGAGGUGUCAGAGAUGCUCCUGUCAGUUUGACGAGGCCGCCAGACAAAUCAGCCACGCCUCUCCACUUCACAAGGUUCACUCGUCACCGAGUCACAAGUCCCCACCUCACACCUCACCAAGUCACUACGCCCCCCAUCACCAGCUCCACACCUCCCCGACGUCACAACUCUCACCGUCCCACCGGAAGAUGGCUUCCCCAACUCUGACAUACGUCUCUCACACUCACAAACUCCACCACUCACCACCUCACCAACUACACACCUCCCCCGCCAAGAAAACUGGUUCCAUGCUGGAUCUGUCCCGAGGCAGUUCCACCAGUCCCAGUUCCAGUAUGAUAAACGAGUCCCAUUCCGAUGCCCACGUCCACCGAUCCCCCCACGCCGCCCCAUUCCUCACUAACGGAGGGAGAGACCCUACAACUAUUGCCACCUCUGCCGGAGGAGGACAGGGAGAGCUCGCUCAAGCAAAGCUGUCUUCUCUUCCUCCUGAUGUUUAUCAUUCCAUCACCGAGCAAUUGAACGACACUCCUCUUAAUAAUCCAAGACAUGUGGUCAGAAGGGUUAAAUCCAAAACUCCGCCCCCAAGAAGUGAGGUCAACGUUCUACCGCGGAGCUACCAGUACAGCUCAUUAGAGAGGGGUCCCCCUGUAAGCCACACCCCCUUGGAGUUGCAGCUGUUUAACACGUUGCUAGGCGACGCAGUGCCAGGUGGACCUGCUGGUGACCGAGGGGUUAACUCGAGUGGCAAACACAGUCUAAAAGGGGUUAACACACUUUACUCGCAUCCCCAUGGAAACCGUGUGUAAACCAUUAUAGGAGUCAUUAGUUGAAAGCGUAUGUUCGAAUUAUAAUAUUAUGUCGUGUGUUAAAACAUCUGCAGUCAGUUUUCGUUUUCCAUUACAUGCGAAGG
Molecule: messenger RNA, 2778 nt
Organism: Geodia barretti
Lineage: Eukaryota; Metazoa; Porifera; Demospongiae; Tetractinellida; Geodiidae
Source: the annotation of a GenBank genome assembly